AUGUCAUUAUCGUCAGGUGAAGAAGAUCUCGACUGCCCUUUGUGCAUGGAAGAGAUCGACAUUACGGACCGUUACUUCAAACCAUGUCCGUGUGGAUACCAGAUAUGUCGGUUUUGUUGGAACCACAUAAAGGAGAACCUGAACGGCUUGUGCCCCGCAUGUCGACGACCAUUCUCGGAAGACAGUGUCGAGUUCAAGCCCGUACCCGCCGAAGAGAUUGCUAGGAUUAAAGCGGCGAAGAAGAGAAAGGAGAGGGAAAGGAAGGAGCAAGAUCAGUUGGCGAAGAGGAAUCUUGCAAAUGCCAGAGUUGUACAAAAAAAUCUGGUGUAUGUCCUUGGGUUGCCACCAAGGCUAGCAAGCGAGGAUCUUCUGAAGGGGUCAGAGUAUUUUGGGCAGUAUGGAAAGAUCCUACGUGUCGUCGUAAAUCGGCGAGCGCACGGGCAUACCCCAGUGUUGGCACAAGUGCCAAACACGGGCGUCUAUAUCACCUUCGCUAGAAAGGAGGACGCAGGAAAGGCCAUUGAAUCCGUUGACGGAAGUGUAUAUGAUGGGAUGAUCAUUCGUGCAACGUACGGGACAACAAAGUAUUGCUCAUACUUCCUGAAGAAUCAAGCAUGUCCAAACCCCGCUUGUCAGUUUUUACAUGAGCCCGGAGAGGAACCCGACUCCUUCGCUAGGGAUGAGCUGAGGUCAGUAUUGGAUCAGUAUCGGAUAACGUCACGAGUGUGCUUGGGCCUUCACUCAUCGAAUCUAUAG
This is a messenger RNA of Fimicolochytrium jonesii, 756 nucleotides long. RefSeq names its product RING/Ubox like zinc-binding domain-containing protein. Gene Ontology annotation, molecular function: RNA binding; metal ion binding; ubiquitin-protein transferase activity. The record is from RefSeq and is a predicted model, not a curated record. Gene Ontology annotation, biological process: protein ubiquitination. NCBI's taxonomy places the organism in Eukaryota, Fungi, Chytridiomycota, Chytridiomycetes, Spizellomycetales, Powellomycetaceae. The transcript is spliced from 2 exons. Gene Ontology annotation, cellular component: CCR4-NOT complex. The coding region runs from base 1 to 756 and encodes 251 amino acids.